Messenger RNA from Octopus bimaculoides (California two-spot octopus), 2121 nucleotides. RefSeq lists its product as uncharacterized. NCBI's taxonomy places the organism in Eukaryota, Metazoa, Mollusca, Cephalopoda, Octopoda, Octopodidae. The record is from RefSeq and is a predicted model, not a curated record.
AUAAAAACAAAAUAGAAUAUCCGGUUCAAAAAUAUAUAAACGACUCAAAUCACGCAGUCUACUUUGUUUACAUACAAGAUGCAGUACACACUUUUAAUUUUUCUGCUACUUGUUGCGUUUCUUGACAAAACAACUACAGACUAUUUGAAAUCUUCCACUCCCGUCGAGUUCGAGACAGAAGAAAAUUCGGAUGGAUCUGGGUCGGAUGCAUACCAAUUUAAUGUUAUGUCUACAGGCCAAAAUAUUCAAGCGAAAGUGUCAUCUACUACAAGAGGCCAAAUUACAGAUUCAACACCUGCAUUGAAUAAAAUAUCUACUACUAAUGCCAUUUCAACUACAAAAGGGAUUACUACUAAUACUACUACUGCUACAAUAACCACAUCUACUAGUAGUGGUAGUAGUAGUAGUAGUAGUAGUAGUAGUAGUAGUAGUAGUAGUAGUAGUAGUAGAAGUAGUAGUAGUAGUAGAAGUAGUAGUAGUAGUAGUAGUACCACCAACAAGACGAAAAGUCAAAGUAAAGUAGCCAAAGUGAAAGAGAUAGAUAGUUUAAAGAAACAACUCACCAACUACAAAAUAAUUGUGGCUGUAGUCAGUAUUUUCUUGGGCAUAAUAUUACUUCUGUUCAUUUUCUAUGUCAUCUCAAAAAAGAAAAACAGUUUAGAUAUUGAUCAGCCACGUUAUAAUACUCAGAUCUGUGAAAAUAAAACCUCAAAUAGAACGAUGGCACAAACAACAGUAAGACUCAGUUCCUUUCUGCCGCAUGUGGAGAACGGAGACGAGAAGGACCCCGAUACCAAUGAUACCAAUAUCAGUUCGUUCCAGACAAGGAAGAAAAGCACGGCAAACGCAUCACUUUAGUAGGAAACAAAGAACACAUAUACAUGUGUAACACAUAUACAUAAUAUAAGAAGUCUUGAAGCUCCGUGCCGUUGAAACAAUUUUGAUAUAAUUCUGAGGUGAGGACCAGAGUUAAAAUUUAUUAAUCUUGCGCCCAAAACUGAUGCGUGAAAAAUGAAAAGAAGCGAAGCGAAUCUUUAAAUAAAAUUCUAUUACUUUAUCACAAAGACAAGAAACAAUGUAAUUACACCUUUGAAAGUGGCGAUAUAAUUUUCACCCCAUUAGACUGCUUAGUGAUAUUUAUUAGCCAAACAUGAAUCAGACAGAAUAUCUGUUUUUUUAAUUCCAUCAAUAUUUGCACCAUAUUAAAUAUAACAUCGGUGAAAUGAAGAGAUAUUUAUUGUUUUUCUGAAGCAAUUUUCACUGUUUGCUUUUAUUGGUUCCAACUGAGAUGUCUAGUUACCAAAUUAUAAGAAUCUUUCCUCGUUGAUUUCUAACUCCCUUUCCUUUACCUCUCUCUGGUAAAAGUUUGGUUUAGUCUGAAAGAAAAAUAUUAAAGAUUAAAAAUAUAUAUUGCAUUUUUAAUGUUUUUUUUUUUUUUUUUUGGAAAGAAAAUAAACAAGAUUUAUAUAAACUAUACAUAUUAGCAUGCUCACAGCAAAGUUCAAGAUUUUCUUUUUCUACAAACUGCAAUGUUAUAUGAGCUUCACCUCGUAUGGUAUUUCUUACUUUUUCUCUCCAAUCGAACGAUUAUCCGUAACCCUAACUGAAGUAUUUCUUGAUAGACUCUCACAAAAUUAGGUUAUAGACUAAAAAUCUUUAAACAUUUUUAGUCCGAUAAAAUUUAGAAAAUAUUUUCUCAAAUCAAUUGAAACAAUGAUCAAUUUUUUUUAGAACUGAAGAAGACAUGCUGCGCUGACCAUGGACCAUGUGUGCUUGUUCCCCAAUCAGUCACCCUUCAAAAUGUUCUAGUUAUUCUAAAAACAAGUGAUAAAAGUGUAGCGAAGAACUAAAAGCUGAGAAAAAUGCUAAUGAAACAAUGGAUACUUGAAUGGUUGUGCUGAUAAGCGGAAAGGUUUCAACGGAUGAAUAUAUUGACGGGGGAAUUAUGAAUUUGUAAUUCGAUGUAAGGUUGGCUGAAUUUUUGAAUUAAAAAAAUAUUUAUGUUACCUUGCAGUGUGUCUGAAUGUAGAUGUGAAUUUGCCGCAGUAUUUCAAAGAGAACUGCAAUUGCUGCACUUGCUGCCAUGACAAUAAAUAAACCCAUCAUAUCUUCAAAUUUUAA